CGGGUGCCGUCCUGUCCCGGCAGGCCUUGCGCGGUGCGGCUGGUGGCUGUGUCGGUAAGAUGGCGGCCGUGAGUCUGAGGCUCGGAGACUUGGUGUGAUAAAAAGAAGUACGUGCUCCAGGCUGUGACAACUGCAGUUUCUCAUCCGAAACAUUGACAGUGAUGUGAAGUUGUCUAAUUUAUAUAGAAAAGGGGAAGCUGGGCCGGUAUCCUCCAUGGCCAGGAAAGAUUGUUAAUCCACCUAAAGAUCUGAAGAAACCUCGUGGAAAAAAGUGCUUUUUUGUGAAGUUUUUUGGAACAGAAGAUCAUGCUUGGAUCAAAGUGGAGCAGCUGAAGCCUUAUCACCUUCACAAAGAGGAAAUGAUAAAGAUUAACAAGGGUAAGCGCUUCCAGCAAGCUGUGGAUGCUGUAGAGGAGUUUCUUAGAAAAACCAAAGGCAAGGACCAGGCGUCUUCCCAUAACUCCAAUGAAGAGAAGAAUCGGCGUAAUUCCAGUGAAGAAAGAGGCAAGCAAUCUGCUGGUGAAGAGAAGCGCAAAGCCAGUUUGUCUGAAGGGAAGUUGAAGAAGGGCACAGGGGAAGGAAAAAAGAGGGUCUCUUCUGUAUCGUCAGAGAGAGGAUCAAAAUCACCUUUGAAAAGAGCCCAGGAUCAGAGCCCCCGAAAGCGGGGGCGUCCACCCAAGGAUGAGAAGGACCUCACAAUUCCAGAGUCAAGUACAGUGAAGAGAGUGAUGACUGGAACAGUGGCUGGAUUCAAAUGGCCGCCAAGUGUCAGUGAGCCCGUGAAGGACAGUGACCCACACUUCCAUCACUUCCUGCUGAGCCAGACAGAGAAGCCAGCUGUCUGCUAUCAAGCUAUCACAAAGAAGCUGAAGGUUUGCGAAGAGGAAACAGGAUCCACCUCCAUCCAGGCAGCAGACAGCACAGCAGUCAAUGGCAGUAUCACACCUACAGACAAAAAGAUAGGAUUUCUGGGACUUGGCCUAAUGGGAAGUGGCAUAGUCUCCAACUUGCUGAAAAUGGGUCACACUGUCACUGUCUGGAACCGGACUGCUGAGAAGUGUGAUUUGUUCAUCCAGGAGGGGGCACGGCUGGGAAGAACCCCUGCUGAAGUUGUCUCCACCUGUGACAUCACCUUUGCCUGUGUAUCAGAUCCAAAGGCAGCAAAGGAUCUGGUACUUGGUCCGAGUGGAGUGUUGCAGGGGAUUCGCCCAGGGAAGUGUUACGUGGAUAUGUCCACUGUGGAUGCAGAUACAGUCACAGAGCUGGCCCAGGUGAUAGUAUCCCGGGGUGGUCGCUUUUUGGAAGCACCAGUCUCAGGAAAUCAGCAGCUGUCUAAUGAUGGGAUGCUUGUGAUCCUGGCAGCUGGCGACAGGGGUUUAUAUGAGGACUGCAGUAGCUGUUUCCAGGCGAUGGGGAAGACCUCUUUUUUCCUAGGUGAAGUAGGCAACGCUGCGAAGAUGAUGCUUAUUGUGAACAUGGUCCAAGGCAGUUUCAUGGCUACGAUAGCAGAAGGACUGACUCUGGCUCAAGUGACUGGUCAGUCCCAACAGACCCUUCUGGAUAUCCUCAAUCAGGGACAACUUGCCAGCAUCUUCCUGGACCAGAAGUGCCAAAAUAUCUUGCAAGGAAAUUUUAAACCUGAUUUCUACCUGAAAUACAUCCAGAAGGAUCUCAGAUUAGCUAUUGCAUUGGGCGAUUCUGUCAACCACCCAACUCCCAUGGCAGCUGCAGCCAAUGAGGUCUAUAAACGAGCAAAAGCAUUGGACCAAUCGGACAACGAUAUGUCUGCAGUGUACAGGGCCUACAUCCACUAGGCUGCACCAUUCUUACUGUUAAUACUAUGAUUAUUGAUUAAUAUUAUUAUGAUACUGGGUUUUAACUCUGGACCAGUCCAUCUCUGUCUCUCCAUUUCCUUUUAUACACAGACUUUGAGAUCUGCCGCGAAGGCAGCUGCUGCGGUGAGCCUUCCCCGGUGGCAAAAGGGGGGGAGGAGGGGGCUCGGAUUGUUGCAGUCUGAUUAGAAAAUCCAUGCCAUGCACUGACAGUCAUGGAACAGGACAGUGGCGGCUCGUUCAGAAGCUCUGAGGCAACUCUGCCAGAAAUCUGCUGCUUGGCUGCUUUUGUUUUCCUCUUUGUAUGCUUGUCCAAGAUGCUGUUUCUAAUGAUUCCUUUUCUCCUUUGCUGUGAAAUAAUGUGUGUGUUGGACUCUCUGCAUCAAGGGGACAGGUGACAUAUGUCCCAUCUACCUGUGAAUAUCAGUAAAGGCCUUGGUCCCAAUUAAGGUGAGGAGCAUUCCUGUUCAUCACCCACUGUUAGAGAACAAAGCACCUCCCAUGGAGGAGAAGGGCAGUUCCAGAAGGUAAUGGGGUUGCAUGCAAUGCUGUCUUGAUUCUGUUUCCUUUUUAAACUUCCACCUCCCUGGCACCUUGAUGGAGGAAUUCCUCAUACUGACAGGAAGAACCGAUUGCAUCCAUGUCUUCCCCUGUACAGACAACUUUAGCUUAGGGAACGCAAACCUCGGUGAAAAGGAGAGAACGCCAGUGUAAACACAGCCUCCUAAAAGGUUAAUCACAGCUGCCCAUCCCACAAACAGUAUUGGAGAUUAACGUGUUUGUCUAGAAAACUGUAAGAAAAGCAUUCAGCUUAAAACUGGGCCGGAGGUAUUUUGCUUGGUGAAGGAGCAAAUCUUAGGGUUGCUCCUGGCCUUAGUGUAUGUUGAUUUACUUCUUGCCUUUUUUUUUUUUUUUUUUUUUUUUAAUAUCCUAGUACUUAAUAUUUACGAAGGCUUCUUGGACUGUAGCAGUGUCACAAGCAGGGUGAUGAGUCUGAAAGGGGUGAGAGGAAUGACUGUAGAGCUGGGAGUUUGAGGGUCUUGAGCUCCAUUCCAGGCUCUCUCUCUGGCCUUUGCAUGGUCAUUUCAUCUCUUAGCCUGUUUCCCCAUCUUUAAAGGUGGGUGAUAAUUACCUACCUCAGAGGGGUAUUUUGUGUACUGAUUAGUGAUCUUUGUACAUGUCAGAUUUUCCAUACAUGUCUGUAAUGUUACUACUCUGGUUACAACACUAGUGCAAUGUGAGAGUCUUCCCUGUACUUGUGACUCUGCUUGUGGCCAUAUACCAACUUCUGGAAAGACUGGUAAAUAAAAUGGGAGCCUAGGACUUCUGCUGAGCUCUAGCCUAGAAAUGUGGGAAUUGAGCUGCAGAUGGCCAGUGCUUAAGAGCAGAGAAACUGUCAGUGUUGACAGAGCAACCCAGAGUCCAGAGGAUGCCUGUCUCUAAAAAUGCAUAAAGCAUGGGGUUUUUAAUUCUCUCAGUAUUAGCCUUUUAGGAAGCUUCUUGCAUUUUAGAUUUGAGAGUUAGUAAAAUGCCAGUAAGAAGCUUUAUUGGCCCAAAUCACUUCUUAGUGACACAAUCUCCUCCCUUGGGUUGGGAUUCUGAAAGAAAAGAAAACAAAUUCCAAGUAGACCAUGUUCCUUUAAAUCCUUGAGGUCUGCCCCUCCCACCAUUUUAUGUUUCUAGGCACUUAAUGGCUGUUUAGGGAAACUUUCCUGUGGCUCAAGAUUUCUUGCCAAUCCUGCUUUGGGCAGCAUGUGGAUAUGGCUCAGGGGCACCUCAAUAAGAAGCAGAGAAAGUAUCAGAUACCGUUAUGGAACAUGACAUCUAAUUCCUAAUGCUGUAAAUGUUACUUUGUGUUGAAUAUUUCACCUCCGCUGAUCACUAUUAUUUGUGGGCUAAUAUUGUAUUAUGCAUUACGUCCUGUGGUGAACAUCUAGUAAUAGCUCUGUUACACAUCACUUUGCCUGUUUGUCAGUGGUAUACGUGAACAAUAUUAGUUAUACAUACGCGUUUCUUUGGCAGUACAGCUGCCAUCCUGCAUGUAGAUAUUCAUAUUAAAGGCACAUGUAACUACCCAGGAUAACCAGCCAUUAGCCUGCUUUUGACAUACUUAGGCUUUCCCCCAUCCAGCAGAACUCAGCAAUUAGCAUCGGAAAUCCUUGGUUAAAUACGCUGCAGUUGAGAAAUCACUCGCGCGAUUGCGCAGUGAGGGCAUCUGGGGGAAAUUGUGCAUUUGGGGACAGGAGACGAGACCACAGGUUUUAUAGUAUGAGAUAUGUUUGGGGAGGAGGGAGAUGCUGUCUCAGAUCCAGCUGAAAGAGCAGAGCAGUGCUGAGUCGAGCACAGCGGUCCCCGAACUGUCCCUGCAGAGGCCUCUUGGAAUAGAUGGAGGGUGAAUGGGUCUGAGCUGAUGUAAUCAAGGAUCUCCCUCUGUUUUAUGCUCUGUGGUGCCUCUGACAACGGUAGGUGUAGGAGAGGAGUCUCAAGCCUCAUGACACGUGUUUCGUAGUGAAUUCGAAGAGUCCUGUUUGCGAGGGGCAGAACCACUUCCCCGGUCGUCCUGCCACUGCAGGUUCUGUUUUGCAGAAAUACCGUAGCUCUCGGAGCGGAGGCCGUUGCGUACGCGGGAGUGGCAGGCGCAGACUAGUUCAACACUGUAAUUUAUCCUGUAACGGUCGGACUGCAGCUUUCUGGCUGGGUAGGUGGAUGUAGAUCGGCCGGAGGGUGUGGUGCUGCCUGGCGGACUGCACAGUUAAAGAUACACCAGGGAGCAAGGAGACCGAGAGCUCUGCAGUGGAUCCAAAGUGAGGAGGAGGGGUGGAAAUGGUGAAAACUGGACUGUUUCAGAUGCUGUUUGAGACUGACUGAAGCGUCAGUCUCACUUGGAUUCUUGUAUUUAUUUCUGUAGCCUCUGAACAUGGAUCUUAUUCUGUUCCUAGGCCUGAGAUCUGGGGGAGGGAAGGGGGGGGAAGCUGUGGAUUGAGAGAUGCUCUAAUAAAACUGGCUAGUCAAUGUUGUCUUAAUAUUGUUGACAAUUCUGUAAAGUUCCUUUUUAUGAGGAUUUCUGUUUUAGCAAUUUGCUUUUUUUUUGACUCCCUCCUUUUUAAAGAGAAAAUGUGACACUUGUGAAAAGCUUGUAAGAAAAGCAGUUUCUUUUUUCCUCAAUGAUAGAUCCUAUAGUUAAUUAAGGUUGUGAAUUUUUAUUUUUUUGCCUUGUUUUUAAUUAACGUUUGUCAUUCAGAAUAGGUUGUGUGAAAAUGUUUAAAUGGCAAAACAAAAAGAUUUUUGUGCAAUUAACAAAGCUACUGGCAAGAAAAAAAUAAAACCUUUCUUGGUAA
Molecule: messenger RNA, 5170 nt
Organism: Dromaius novaehollandiae (emu)
Lineage: Eukaryota; Metazoa; Chordata; Aves; Casuariiformes; Dromaiidae
Gene: GLYR1
Product: glyoxylate reductase 1 homolog
Exons: 17
Coding region: 360-1814 (484 amino acids)
Molecular function (GO): NAD binding; NADP binding; oxidoreductase activity
Source: RefSeq, a predicted model, not a curated record